Molecule: messenger RNA, 534 nt
Organism: Adineta ricciae
Lineage: Eukaryota; Metazoa; Rotifera; Eurotatoria; Adinetida; Adinetidae
Source: the annotation of a GenBank genome assembly
AUGUUAAAACAGCCGAUAAAAAUAGAAUCAAAUUUAAUAAUUCGUAAUGCUGUUGAAACAGAUUGUGAUGACAUUAUGAGAUUGAUAAAUGAGUUGGCAGUGUUUGAAAAAGCACCAGACCAAGUUCGAAUCAAUAGUCAAACAUUGAAACAGGACGGUUUUGGUGAACAUCCUCUGUAUACUUGUUUAGUUGCGGAAGAUACGUCCUCUUCACCGGCUCGAGUUGUAGCGAUUGCUUUGAUGUUCAAUGUUUAUUCCACAUGGGAGGGUAAAUGUUUACAUCUCGAAGAUCUCUAUGUUCAGGUUGAUUAUCGUAAAAGAGGAAUAGGGAAAGCACUAUUUGCGGCAACAUAUCAAAUCGCUGUUGAAACGAAUUGUGCCCGUCUGAAUUUUAGUGUACUCGAUUGGAAUUCGAAUGCAUUAGAUUUCUAUAAAUCGUUUGGUGCCGUUGAUAUUACUGAAAAAGAAGGGUGGCAUAGUGUUCGAGUGACACGGAAAAAUAUGGAGUUACAAUUAGAAAAAUGGAAAAAGUAA